AUGCCAGCCCAGACCUUCGAGGCCGAGGACAACGACUUUGACGACAUUUUCGAGGACGACAAUGACGACUACGAUGACGACGGCGACGACGACGACAUUUCCAAGAACUACAACCGGCAGCGGCCGAACCAGCAGCCAACGACGGCCCAGAAGCCGUCGGCCAACACGUUCAAGAGCGUGGACGACCAGAUCUCGGCGCUGUCCAAGCACGCGGCCAAGAUCCGGCUCGACGACGUCAAGGCCUCGCAGGAGCGGGACAAGGACAAGGCGGACCGGGCGACGAGCGACCAAGUGCUGGACCAGCGCACGCGCAUGAUCCUGCUGCAGAUGAUCAACCGGGGCGUGGUGAGCGAGAUUCACGGCGCCAUCAGCACGGGCAAGGAGGCCAACGUGUACGGCGCGAUCGCUCUGGCCGAGGACCUCGACAGCCCUCCGAUCCACCGCGCCGUCAAAGUGUACAAGACGGCCAUCCUGAGCUUCAAGGACCGCGAGCGGUACAUCACGGGCGAGCACCGCUUCAAGUCGGGCGCCGACAAGGGCAACAGCCGCAAGAUGGUCAAGCUCUGGGCCGAGAAGGAGUUCCGCAACCUGCGCCGCAUCCACGCCGCGGGGAUCCCCUGCCCGGAGCCCAUCCAGCUCAAGCUGCACGUGCUGGUCAUGGACUUCCUGGGCGACAAGAAGGGCUACGCGUACCCGCGGCUGCGCGACGCCCCGAUCUCGUCCUCGUCCUCGUCGGACGACGCCGACGCCACCUGGCGCCUCCUGUACGUCCAGCUGCUGGGCAUCAUGCGCCGCCUGUACCAGGUCUGCCGGCUCGUGCACGCCGACCUGAGCGAGUACAACAUCCUGUACCACAAGAAGCAGCUGUACGUCAUCGACGUGUCGCAGAGCGUCGAGCACGACCACCCGCGCUCUCUCGAGUUCCUGCGCAUGGACAUCAAGAACACGGGCGACUUCUUCCGGCGCCAGGGCGUCGACACGCUGCCCGACCGCACCAUCUUCGACUUCAUCACCAGGUCCGCCCAGGACGGCGGCCUGCCUGUCGAAGAGCCCGCGCUCGGCGAGGCCGUGGAGAGGCUGUACCAGGCGAGACAAGACGCGGCGGGCGAGGAUGAGACCGACGCGGCGGCUUCCGCCAACCGCGACGAGGUCGACAACGAGGUCUUCCGCAACCAGUUCAUCCCCCAGACGCUCGAGCAGGUGUACGACAUUGAGAAGGACGCGCAGACCAUCGGCCAGGGUGGCGGCGACAAGCUCGUCUACCGCAACUUGCUCGCAGACCAGGUCGUCAAGCAGCAGCAGCAGGACGGCGAGAAGAAGAAGUCCCCCGUCUCCGGGUCGGAAGACGACGAGUCAGGCGAGGGUGGCGCGAGCCUGAAUGGUGACGAGGACGAGGCCGAGGAUGACAGCGACGAGGACGAGGACGGCGACGAGAGCCGGUUCGACAAGGGCCAGCCGCGUGGCAAGAAGCACCAGGACAAGGAGGAGAAAAAGGCACACAAGGCAGCAGUAAAAGAAGAGAAGCGCGAGAAGCGCAAGGACAAGAUGCCCAAGCACCUCAAGAAGAAACUCGUCAACAGCACGUCGCGGCGGAAGAACUAG
Messenger RNA from Microdochium trichocladiopsis, 1602 nucleotides. RefSeq names its product RIO1 family-domain-containing protein. The transcript is spliced from 2 exons. The record is from RefSeq and is a predicted model, not a curated record. NCBI's taxonomy places the organism in Eukaryota, Fungi, Ascomycota, Sordariomycetes, Xylariales, Microdochiaceae. Gene Ontology annotation, biological process: maturation of SSU-rRNA. Gene Ontology annotation, cellular component: cytosol; preribosome, small subunit precursor. Gene Ontology annotation, molecular function: protein serine/threonine kinase activity; ATP binding. Bases 1 to 1602 code for a protein of 533 amino acids.